AUGUCUAUGUCCUCUAGAGUAUUCAUGGCUUCCUGGGAUCCUUGUGGUGCUUUCCUUAGGCGGCCAUGUUUCCUCCCUAUGGAUGACGCUUUCGAUCCGGUUUUCCCCCCUUUGGUCUUGCGCUCCUUUAUUGCUACGCUCGUUGUUGUCUUCGUUGUACUAUUAUUCGGCCCUCUAUUACUAGGGCCUGUUUCCUCGUCGUCCUACAGUAUAGGGCCGCUACCCCCGGAGCUACCUCCACUCGAGUCUGUUAACUCCUAUGAUGUUCCCCACGAACUGGUGGAGGAGACCUCGAGAUGGCUUAGUGGCAUUUUCACGCUAAAGUAUGCCGGCAUAGGAUGGUAUCUACCUCUCUGCUUAGCUGACUGGUUGACGCGUUCUACCUCUACCUUUCUCAUCUCCCGGUCGCAAUCCUAUAGGACUCCUCUUGCGAUCGCCUCAUUUGCUAUGAUUGGCGACACAAACUCGACGAUAAGCGAGCCGCUCUUCUUCCCUGCCGGGAUCUUAAGCCAGCUGAUUCUCGUAAUUUCGCUCCCGUCUUUCUCCCCUCCCCAGUUAUACACAUUCGCCGCCAGCAUCUUCUUUAUGAUCUGGUCCUAUACUGGUCUCAGAUCGUCCGUCGCCUUAUUAAUGCCUAGCGAGCCCCACUUGUCUCUAUAUAUUCUCAUGAUCUUAGCCUCCUUUGCAUUCCGCAUCGUGAAGCGGAGAUCGCCCAAUCUUAACUGGCGCGAUGCUAGGAUCAUGACAGCAGCUAGGGCGGAAACGGGGUCUCUCGAGUUCGUUGCCGCCUUGGCCCUGGCCUGA
This is a messenger RNA of Penicillium taxi, 804 nucleotides long. RefSeq lists its product as uncharacterized. The transcript is spliced from 3 exons. The record is from RefSeq and is a predicted model, not a curated record. Lineage: Eukaryota; Fungi; Ascomycota; Eurotiomycetes; Eurotiales; Aspergillaceae. The coding region runs from base 1 to 804 and encodes 267 amino acids.